Molecule: messenger RNA, 252 nt
Organism: Plenodomus lingam JN3
Lineage: Eukaryota; Fungi; Ascomycota; Dothideomycetes; Pleosporales; Leptosphaeriaceae
Source: RefSeq, a predicted model, not a curated record
AUGCCGCAUGAUGCUGAUACAGCUAUUAAAGUCGCGACCAGUGCAGGCGCCAUAUUCGGCCAAUGUAUAUUUGGCUACCUUGGUGACGCCCUUGGACGAAAGAGAAUGUACGGGGUUGAACUCAUGAUCAUCAUUUUGACUACACUGGCUCAGUCGCUUUGCGGAGAAUCCAGUACGCUGUCCAUUGUCGGCGUAUUGAUCUUUUAUCGUGUCCUCAUGGGCAUUGGUGUUGGCGGUGAUUGUAAGUUUUGA